AUGCAACAGCAACGUCGAAUGUUCACAGCUGCCCUCCUGGCACUUGUUUUCAUUCUGGCAGCUGUGAGUACCACUGAGGCUGGCAAAAAAGAGAAACCAGAGAAAAAGGCGAAGAAGUCUGACUGUGGGGAAUGGCAGUGGAGCGUCUGCGUGCCCACCAGUGGGGACUGCGGCCUGGGGACGCGCGAGGGCACUCGCACUGGAGCCGAGUGCAAGCAGACCACCAAGACUCAGAAGUGCAAGAUUCCCUGCAACUGGAAGAAGCAAUUUGGAGCGGAAUGCAAAUACCAGUUCCAGGCCUGGGGAGAAUGUGACUUGAAUACUGCCUUGAAGACUCGAACCGGGAACUUAAAGAGAGCCCUUCAUAAUGCUGACUGCCAGAAGACUGUCACGAUCUCAAAGCCCUGUGGGAAGCUUACCAAACCCAAACCUCAAGAAUCCAAGAAGAAGAAAAAGGAAGGCAAGAAACAAGAGAAGAUGCUGGAUUAAUGGAGCCAACUUGGGCAAUGUGAGAAAGGGACAUCAGCAAACACGAUCAGUUAACAGUUUCAUUUAUACCUAGGCAUUUUAUCCUAAAAUUAUUUAUAGCUUAAUGGUACCAUAGAAAGAAACAAACAAAUACA
Molecule: messenger RNA, 623 nt
Organism: Eurypyga helias (sunbittern)
Lineage: Eukaryota; Metazoa; Chordata; Aves; Eurypygiformes; Eurypygidae
Gene: PTN
Product: pleiotrophin
Exons: 4
Coding region: 1-489 (162 amino acids)
Molecular function (GO): growth factor activity
Source: RefSeq, a predicted model, not a curated record